UUUUGGGACCACUUUCAAUGCAUGGGCGGAAUAGGACGCUAAACAUACGAGUCGGUGACCAGGCAUUGUGUGCGGCGCCAGCGGCGCCGGCGCCAAAAAAGUAAAAAGAAAUAGUGUGAGCAGAAGCGGCAGAAGCGUCGGAAAUCGACGCGUUUUUUUUUAGCUUGGAAGGUAGUAGGGUUGCGCCCAGUACAGUAUUAUGAAAGGAUUCAUUAUUUUCGACUCUUUAAAUGAUGUUGUAUAUAAGCAUUUAGACGGAGACCUCGUCAAGCACAUUGUCGAAGUAUGCAUUAAAAACGGGUUGCUGGAGGAAACUUCAAGAGAAAUUGAAGACUCUUCGAACGUGGUCACCAACGAUGUCCUUGUACAGUUGUUUUCGCCACUGGUCACGUCUCAGCGUGUGAUGAAAGAGCGAAUACAUACUGCGUACAGCAGCAUCUACUGCAAGGACCAGACACUUUGCGUGUUCACCGAGUUCUUUGGCUGCACCGUUUUGGGCAUAAACUCGGAGAAAGAGGACGCUGAAGCCACGUGUCGCAAACGGCUGAAAGUAUUUCUGUGCUUGGUUCAAAGGCUCUACGGGCCUGCUCUCGACGAGCUGAGGUAUAACAGUGCCAAUGGAGAUAAGAGGGCUGUCUUGCUGGGAAGGCUCAUAGAAGCCUACAAUGACUUGAGGCAAAGCGACCAAAUGUUUUUGUUUGAGGCACUGGAACGUGUUAUUGUGAAUGCAGAUAUUGCCUCCACGUGCAGCAACUUGCUGCAAGAAGUGCUGGAGACGUUUCGGCGUUUUAGCCCUAAAGGUGAAAUGGCCUGCCAUUCGUACCUGUUGCUGAACAACAAGCUUGUUGCAACCUAUUCAAGCCGAAAUUCUACACUCUUGUCGCAGGCUGACCUACUGGUACUGUUCCUCACAUUACGAGUGGUACAUGAACAGGAUGGUGGUGACACAUGCAGAGAGCCCACAAGCGGGGGCUUGCACAGCCUGCUGCUGUUCUUUGCCACCAGCCUCCACUCGGCCAUGCCUUUCGUCACCCACUCCCUUCGAGUCACCGAGAGCAUCAUGCUGGUCGUGGUUAGCGAGGUGAACAAGGUGCUGCUGGCUGACAAUUUGUUCAGCCUGAUGAAACAGAUGCAGUCGAUUCAGCAGAACCCGGAGGAAGGUCGCUGUCGGCUGACAGUAGAUGUCCUGGAGAGUGCCAUCAACCGGCUUAUGGACACCUCCCGGAGAGCCGAGCUGAAGAGUGAUCAGGAAAUGAGUAUCAGCCUCGUUUCCAAGAAGUGGACAUACCUAAAGAUGUCUGGCUUUGUGGAAUAUUUGUCCGGGCCAGAAAAUGCAGAGCUGGCAUCCAGAUCUGAAGAAGCACUGCUACUGCUCAAGAAAGCGCUGCAGGCGGCCUUUGAAGAGCUCGUCCUCAAGCCAGAGAUUGCUCGUGAAACAGAACCCCGGCCCAGACUGGUCGAGUCCCUCGAACUCGUCAAAACUCUAGUUGAGAAGAGACUCGAGGACUACAUGGACUUUCUGCUGGUCAAGGCAGAUGAGGACCUGAGUAUAAGCUCAUUCUCUUUGCAGUACCCGGGGUUGCUUCAUUUUUCUUACAUAAACAGGAGCAGCAACCAAAUGAUAGCACCACGCAUUGCUUCGGAGGAACUACGGGACAAGGUCUGGAAAGGAUGGGACUUUGCCCAAAAGUACGCCCACGAAGGCUCGUUCACCACCAUGUGGGCCGAAGGGGAGCUCCAGUUCUCCUACAUCCUGUGGUUUGAAAACCUGGCGGGCAAGACGGUCAAGCCCAAGUGCGCCGUGGACCCCAGCAGCCUGCGGCGGAUGUCCUACCCGGGCGCCAUGGUGGGCAACUUCUACGGGCAGCUGAUGCGGUACUGCUUUCCGGAUGUCUCCCUGGACCAACUGUCCUGCCUGGAGCUGGUGUGCGUGCACUCCGAGACCGUGCUUUCCGGCACCAUCCUCGAUCAACUUCAUCGGCUCUCCUCUUCCCUCGGCCACCUCUGCCAGCCUGCAGCACUCAGCUGAUGGAAAGUGGUUCCUUGGAUGCCAUCAGUCAAUCAGCUCAACGUAGUUGGCCGGGAAGAGACCGUAGGUUCCGUUGGGUCCCAGGCCUUGCCACCAGCCCUCGUCGAUUUGCUCAAUGUGCGUGAUGACGUCGUCUGGAUCAAACGAGAUCUCCGUGUCGUCGGCUGGACCGAAAGGCAGACCAAGGCGACCAAUUAACUUCCAGGCAAGCGCCGCGGUAAAACACCCUACGACAUUCCAAAUAGACUGUUUGCAUUCGCUC
Messenger RNA from Ixodes scapularis (black-legged tick), 2291 nucleotides. RefSeq names its product Hermansky-Pudlak syndrome 1 protein (gene HPS1). NCBI's taxonomy places the organism in Eukaryota, Metazoa, Arthropoda, Arachnida, Ixodida, Ixodidae. Gene Ontology annotation, cellular component: BLOC-3 complex. The transcript has 15 exons. The record is from RefSeq and is a predicted model, not a curated record. Gene Ontology annotation, biological process: vesicle-mediated transport. The coding region runs from base 200 to 2029 and encodes 609 amino acids. Gene Ontology annotation, molecular function: guanyl-nucleotide exchange factor activity.